Scaptodrosophila lebanonensis is the source of this 583-nucleotide messenger RNA. RefSeq lists its product as uncharacterized. The record is from RefSeq and is a predicted model, not a curated record. NCBI's taxonomy places the organism in Eukaryota, Metazoa, Arthropoda, Insecta, Diptera, Drosophilidae. The coding region runs from base 1 to 477 and encodes 158 amino acids. The transcript is spliced from 2 exons.
AUGGUAUCCAAUGGAGGAGGGCUGCUGCCAGACGAUGCAGAUAAUGAGGAAGAUGGCGAUGAACACCACGAAGGUGAUCCGCGUCCACUGCCCUAUGCAUUUGAGAAGGAACUCAUCCAGAAGUCGAACAGACAUAUUCGUCUGACUGAAUCUUUCGUGCCCGUUACCAAAGUUUCUCCCCUAACAAGCAAGUUCUAUGCCCACCAUGAGCAGCGAAAACCAAGGCAGCCGGAGCGCUUUCUGCGUUACACUGAGGUGGCACAGCUGGAGCGUCGCACCCCACUGGGUGUGCCGUUGUUGGAGUCUCAGGUUUAUGGGUGGCUGCCGCUCAAAACAGACUGUACGCCAACGAUCCAUUUGAAUGUUGCACAUGCGCCCAAACUUCGCUGCGGCAUGACCAUCCAUGGUGAGCAUCUCUUGGCGGAGCGGGUGACUGAGCGUCCUCCGUUUAACGGGUUGCGGUUUCUUCUGCACUGAGCAGCAACUGUUGGAAAUGUGCUGAAAACACGCAAACUCUGCGUACAAACCUAUAUAUAAAUGUACAUUGCCAUUAUUCAUGCCAUACCAAUGUUUACAAUAUAAA